Molecule: messenger RNA, 4802 nt
Organism: Auanema sp. JU1783
Lineage: Eukaryota; Metazoa; Nematoda; Chromadorea; Rhabditida; Rhabditidae
Source: the annotation of a GenBank genome assembly
AUGUCCCCAAGAGAACUCUGCGCCAUGUUAGGAAAACGUAUAACAGUAAAGGAAUUCAAUGAGCAAGUUGGAAAUUUCGAUGGAGAUUACUUCAGCAGAGGUAAACAAAUAGCUUUAAAACUUGCUCAGACCCCAGCUGUUAUGCCUUCCGGAGACAUUGUUCCCUCACUCUCCGAGUUUGUGUUUCAACUCAUGCCACCUAAAAAGCCAACUUUGCUAAAGCCAAUCAAGCCCGAUCAGCUAGAGAAGAAGAAACAAGAAGAGAAAAAUAUCACUAAAGCAAUCGCAAAUGUCAAAAUGGUCCUAGGUCAUCAAGCAGAAACUCAAAGAAGAAACGACGACGAGAAUUGGAAAAGAAAAAUAAUUACGGCCAAAAUGAAGCCGAUAAAAUUCCCUAAUUAUACUACUAUUUUCGAUGACCAGGAUGCCGCAUUUGGAUUCAGAAAACGUAUGGAUGGACUGAAAUUACCUGCUGGAAACGAAAAGGAAUUUCAAGAUACGUUUAUAAGACUUUUUCAAACUCCAGGAAUGUCUCCAACGACAACCACGCCGAAGCCAACGACUACAACAACUACGCCAAAGCCAACGACUACAACUACUACGCCGAAGCCAACGACAACGACAACUACGCCAAAGCCAACGACCACAACUACUACGCCAAAGCCAACAACCACGACGACCACGCCAAAGCCAACGACUACGCAGAAGCCCAGGACGACGACCACUCCGAAACCAAUGAUAGCAACUACGACGAAGAAGCCAAUGUCAACUACGACCCCAAAACCAGUGGAAGACGUAAGCCUUUUAAUUACAACUAAAGCCUCUACAACGAAGAGAUCAAUAACAACUACGGCUGAUACGAACCAAGAGGAAGUGAAUUAUGGAAACUACGCCAAGAAAAAGAUGGAAAUCCAACAAAAGUGGAAUGAAAACCUGGAAAGAGCUGAGAACCAAGGACAUCUUCAAUUCGCCACGACUCAGUUGGAAGAAGACAUCAUGCAUAGUUUUCACGCCACAAGAGAAAGCAUUUGCCGAGUUCAAAAUAUACAACUAGAAACAUGGUGGGCAAUCCUGCAAAUCAACCCAACCAUAGGAAUGCGAACAAUGCUAGGUAGGAACGACAUAACUUCCCGCUUUGUAGGAGAAGAAAUAUUAUUCGUUACACCUUGCACUCCAAUCAAUAUCAAGAAGAUUCAUUACGAUCAUAAGGUUAAUGAUUCGUGUUAUUUGGAAACUCCUGUGAUAUCGGAAGAUGAUCAUUUAUACUUCGCAAUACCAGGAUCAAAAGAUCUACAAAUUACUGGUCACGAGGUAUCGUGCAAAAUGAUCAUUGCAGACGUAUGGAGAACAGGAGAAAGAUGGAAUUCCACCAAUGGUAUCAUUAAUGCAACAUUAGUGCACAGAAAUGAUAACUCCCCGUCAUUCCAAAUAGAACAUAUCAAGUAUAAUCAUAAUAACAUCUAUGAGAAUUAUACAGAAACCUUGCCAAUGUCACUAGCAAUUGCGUAUGGAUCUAGUUUGGCAUCACUCCAAACUCAAGUUCGAGGAAGAAUUAGAACAAUUACAAGAAAAGCUUUCACAAUCAACCCAAUGAGGAUAGCAGCAGCAAGUAUCUUCACCAUUGUCGAGGAAGUGGAAAACGCUCAGAGUUACGUUCAAGACAAAAUAUGGAAUUGGAUUUCCCCUCUAUGGAAUAAGAUUAGUCUUUGGUUUUUACGUAUACUCACAUCUAUAGGCAUAAUUAUUGUGGUAUUAGGAAUCAUAACUUUAAUAGUUUUCGUGAUAAAGUUGUACGCCUGCAGCAGAGGACUACCAGUCAAUAGAAUAAGCGUGACGGUCCCAGAAGAGUACGAAUUAGAAGAAAUCACUACGAGCAAAGUCGAAGAAAUCACGAAACCAAGACCAAUUCUUAAAAGGAAACGUAUGCCUUCAGCCCCUCAAGAAGAAUUUCAGCGUGAAGAUCUCUACGAUGGAUCCCAACCCAUCUCCCUAGAAGUCUUUCAUCAGCAAUUUCCUGGAAUAACACCAAAUGUGGCAAUUCACUCAAUCAAAGGAACUCAAUUACCAUAUGUACCGGUACGAGUUCAUAAUAGGUUGUUUGCAGCAUUAUGGGAUUCUGGUGCAGCUGUUUCCUAUAUCCAGUUCAGCGUUUUCGCAGAGUUGCCCGAAGUAUCACUGGUUAGAGAACACCUGACAGCUGUCGCAGCAAACGGAUCUGAGUUCAAGUUCUAUGGAUAUACAAGAAUUCCUCUCUCCAUUGGACGGUACGAAACAGAACAUAAGUUCUAUGUUUCAGCAGAUAUGCAUUGCCCAGCUCCUUUACUUUUGGGAGUAGAUUUCAUGGAGGCAUUGGAAAACGAGGGUCUGGAUUUCCAAAUAAAACCUGCAUCAAAGAAGCUGAAGUUAGGAGAUGAAUUCGUGCCAUUAACUAAGAACAGGCACCUAUGGAGAAGAACGGAUGUAGAAGCGUUUGUCGUAAGCCUAGAAGAGAAAAACUUCAGACCAGGAGAAACAAAAGCUCUAACAGUAGAAAUAGAUGAUAUCGAGAAAUAUUCACAUGCAAGGAUCAAAGUAAACCAAGAAAAAUGCAAAAUGAGAUUUCCAACAACGAUCCUCACUCCAUCUGGAGCAGGAACGUCAAUUUUCUUCACUAAUGUAACGGAUCAUGACAUCAGCAUCAAUACUCAUCAAACAAUAGGUACAGCAGAAGUCACUAAAGAUCAUUCAGAACUCGCUCCUGACACUCCAUUCGAUUCCUACUGUCCACCCGAAGCCAACUGGGAAGACAGAUUGCCUUAUUUCCCAGAAGAUUUCAUGGAAGAACUGAACCUGAAGACGUCCGAUUUCAAUCAAGAAGAAAGAAAAGUGCUAACAGAAAUCAUCAGAAGAAACAAAGAGGCUUUUCUAAAUGAGGAUAGAUUCAUCGGGAAGUUUGUUGGUUUCAUAGAGCAUACUAUUCCCAUCAUGGAAGGAGUAACUCCCCAGUUCCGAAUGACCUAUCGUAUCCCACUAAGUCAACAAGAGGAAGUGGAAAGACAGGUAGAGGAGAUGCUAGACCAAGAUAUAAUCGAGCCAUCAGCAUCACUAACAACAAGCCCAGUUAUCUUGGUAAAGAAAAAGGAUAACACGUAUAGAUUUGUCACUGAUUUCCGUGCUUUGAACAGAAUAACUCAAAAACAAAUCUAUACAAUUCCUAACAUUCAGGAUAUCCUUGAUUUAGCCGCCGGAGCGAAGUAUUUCAGCAACUUCGACCUCGUCUCCGGAUUCUUCCAAAUUCCUUUAAAGAAAGAAGAUCGCCCUUUAACUGCCUUCACGACAACCAGUGGGACGUACCAGUACAAAAGGAUGCCAAUGGGACUCUGCGGAGCACCCCACACGUUUCAAAAUGUAGUAAGACAUUUGCAGUCUUACGUUCGUUGCAAACUCUUCGUGUACUUGGAUGAUUUGUUGUUAGUAUCCGAAACAGCCCAAGAACAUUUAAAGGACAUCGAGGAAUUGCUAGCAGCAAUCGAAAGGAUGAAUUUAAAAAUCAAGCUGAAGAAGUGCUCGUUUGCAUGCAAAGAGGUAAAAUUCCUAGGAUUCGUAGUAGGGAGGACCGGGAUCAAGCCGGACCCUAAUAAGAUCAAAGCCAUCAAAGAAUACCCUAGACCUCUAAACCGCACUGGAGUACGAGCUUUCAUGGGAGUAGUAAACUAUUUUAGGCGAUUUAUCAAAGAUGCAGCCCAAAUAGCCACUCCACUCUACGAUUUGACCAAGAAAGAUCAGGAAUGGAAAUGGGAGCAGAAAGAAGAAACUGCUUUCCAGACCUUAAAGGACACACUCUGUGAAGCUCCGGUCCUACAUCCACCCAUUCAUGGACGCCCUUAUACGAUCGAGUCUGACGGAAGCCUGAUUGCUAUUGGAGCAGUUUUAUUACAAUCUCCAGAGGAAGGUGAACCUGAACACCCUAUAGCAUUCAUAAGCAGAAAACUGAAUAAGACAGAAAGAAGAUACCCAGCAAUUGAAGUGGAAGCUCUAGCGCUAACAUUCGCGGUAUCAGAAUUUCGUACUUAUAUCUUAGGUGCACCAGUAAAAGUCAUAACGGACCACAGGCCACUGACAAGCCUAAUGACCAGAAAGGAUUUAAUUGGAAGACUCGCAAAGUAUCAGAUGGUUCUCCAAGAAUACAACCUGGACAUCGUUUAUCGCCCAGGAAGAUUAAAUAGCGUAUGUGAUGCUUUAUCCAGAUAUUUUGAAGACGAGACAAACGAAGCAAAACCAACGACAAAAGAAGCAAGGCUGAAGAAAAAGCAAAAAGUGGAGCUGAUAAAAGAAACGGGCAGAGUGGCCAUCAACACUUUCGAUGUAACAAUUGAUUCAAUCCGAUCAAUUCAGCAGCAAACACCAUGGAUUAAAGAGACGUUGACCAAGCUGCAAGAUGAAACAGCGAACAGGAGUUUAACGGAGAGAUAUACAACACAUAAUGGAGUGUUGUACAUAAAGAAGAGAAGGAGGUUUGAAAAUAAGAUCAUCAUAUUACCCAGGAAUGAGUUAAUAACAACUCCAAUAAUUAAAUCGUUUCACGAAGAAAUCCUGCUUGGAGCUCAUCUGGGAAUAAAUAAGACUGUCGAAGCCAUCGAACGCCGUUUCACGUGGACAGCAAUACAGGAUGAUGUAACACACUACAUCAACAGAUGUCUGAAAUGUGCUCAAAGAAAAACGGAUCCUCAUCAGGCAACUGUUGAGCCUUUGAGGAAGUUUCCAACAGCUGUUCAGCCAUGGGAAAGAGUACACAUGGACAUUUUGGGACCGCUUCCAGCCAC